AUGACCGACACUAACUCCUCCGUUCCUUCUUUCUCAAUGGAUGAAGUAGAAGCGGCCCUCAAGGACCUGCUCUCCGCCCCUGUUCUUCGCGACGGCAUCGCCCCUGCCACGUCCAUCCUCAGCAGCGAAUUCAGCAAAGGAGUGGAAAGUUUUGAAGCUGCCGAACAUGAAGCCAUUGCCAAAAACCUCCACCUUUGGGAAAUCUGGGGACACCAUUGCCCUGCCUCGAAAACCCUCGAGACCAUUCACGCUGGCAGCCAGCAGCCCGUGGCUCUGAACUUUGGCAGAAUCAUCGCAUUGGCAGGCGAUUUCUACACGAACCGGACUUCCAAUUCUCCAGAGGCGUAUACACCCAUAUGUGGUCGCUUCUUCAAGUCGAACGAAUCACCGAUGUCACGAUUCCGUAACGCCGUCGAGAGCCUGCGUACUGAUGCCGACGGAUUUCUGCGCAAGAUAUGGGAGAUGAUUGGUCAUGAAGGGGACCUUAUUGAUGCAGCGCGCAGGCACGGCCACAGUCCUGCAAGCGCCUUCCACUCUGGCCAGGUUCCCCCGCAUAUUCAUCCCGAUAACUGCAAGCUGCCCGACGACGCGGAGUGGUUCAUGGCCAUGUGGCGGGGCAUCGACAAGCCGCUCAUGAGCCUGUAUGCCUGGCUGGCGUACACCAACGCAGACCACUUUGGCGAUGACGCCGUCAUGGCAUACAGCAUCGGUCAUGCUAUAGCCUUGCGCACUGCCCGGGAAGCAAAGACAAGGAAAACGCCGCAAGAACAGGCGCAGGGCCUGCAUCUCGCUUACAUCUACGAGGCCUUUGCAGCUCACUAUCUUACCGAUCUUUUCAGUGCAGGCCAUCUGCGCGCACCGCGGCACCUGCUGCACUCGAGUAACUCUAAGCUGAUGGCAUCGUGCAUGCUCAGCAAGCUGGGCAUUGAUCUGAGCAAGUUCGACAUUAAGGACAUCAAGAAGUGCAUUACUGCUGAUGCCCCUGAGAUUCCUAUUUGGGAUAUACAGCAGCGUUAUAUGCACGACGAUGACUGUGCCACCGGCCUGCUCGUCAAGAGCCGCAAUGGCGACGAGUGGAUUGCUUACGGCGAUAAGCAGUACUUUGAGUCGAAGAAUGCAGUCAACCGUGCUCGAGCCGAAUUCUGCCUGCAAGCGUCCAUAGACGAGGUCUAUCAAGUCGGCUUCGAAGGCACAGACGCCCUCGAUUUCAAAGACGACGAUGCAGCAUGGAACACAUACAAAGACAGCUUUGCCGCAAUCAAGUAUCUUCCCAUUCCCAUGCUGGCCGUCAAGUCCGCCCCAUGGACCUCAUUAGUUGGCCACGAUGAUAUGAACAAACCAGCCCCAUUGUGGAUGGCAGGCGAGGCCGACGGCAAAGGGCGAGCAAACGACUGGAGCUACCGGGCUGAUCUCAACGAUUAUUCCAACUUAUCCAGAAAGCCGGGCGUGCCAUCUGAGGUACCUGGCUCUUUCAAGGGCGGGCCGUUGCCAUUCAUUCAAUACCCCGUCGCCCGUCAGGAAUGCAUCGAUAUCCGAGAUGCAUCGUUUCGAGGUAACGACCAGUUCGCAAACCAGAAGAGCAUGGACGGCCUCCUCUCCGGCGGUUUCCUGCAGAUUCAGACUCUACCUCAUCCAGACGCGACAAAGGGGACCUGCGUGAACUUCUGGACGCCGGCAAUCGUCGACGAAGACGAGACCUUCACCAUCCGCAACCGCGUAUCCAACAUCAGAAUCCCACCGUCAUCUGGGGGAGCCAAAAGCCGCCCGAUCUUCUGGCAUACGACAAACACUUACGCCCAGGGCCUGGAGGACGUGCUCUUGCACGGCUUCUACUGGACGCCUGCUGCAGACGGGGCGUCGGCCAGUAUUGCUAUGUGCGGGAAUGCCUUCGAAGAUCCGACUCACGGCAAUACCUUCGAGCCUGGAGGCCGCCGACGCCAUUACAACUUCCACCACUCAUGGAACCUCACCCUCAAAGCGCCAUCGACGGACUCUCCAGCGGUUACCGUGAUAGCUACCGGCCUGCCCCCGGACGCUGGCUAUGCGAACCUCACUCGCAUCCUUGUUGGUGGCUUCCUGCCCUACAACACCGCUUCGCCAGAUUACUUGACCGUCACGUAUAUCAGUGACAAUGCCGCUCAGUUGAGCGCCUAUAAUGUCGAAGAGAAGGUGCAUUUUACAGACGAGGUGCAACUUCCUUUACCGCUCUACAGCCACAGCAAAGAUUUCCGCCCGUCCUCCACGGGGAAGAAGUCUCUGCUCUUGGUGCAUGCCGAAAGAACGGCCGACUCGAAGCUUUCAGUCAACAUGUGGGAGGCUCGGUUUAGUUUGCUGAGAAAUGCCGAGGCAAAGCCUACCAUCUCCUCACAGACCUUCCACCGGGAAUUUGACGCUGAUAUCGACAACCCUGUCGCGCCCAGCGACUAUCCCGUCCUCGUCGGAGACGUCCUCGGCUGCGGCUCAGACCAAGUCGUCGUUGUCUGUGGAGAUUUUACAGCGCCUACUCUCCGGCUGUUCGGGCACAUCUCUGCUAGCGGUGCGCAGGGUCAAGAAACAAACACGACCAUGGCGACCCUAGGCCGCAGCAAGAUGUCCUCACCCUGCGACUUGAGACUCGUGCGCCCAUACAUGACCGCCUUGAUUGCAAAUCAAGGCGGCUCGGGCCUGAACGUGCUCCAAAUCUCGCAGCACGCAAGCCCCUCCGGCGAUAAGUAUAUGGUCUUCCACACGUACAUGCGUGCCUCAUCUACUAGCGGCAAUAAUGCCCCCAACGUGGAAAACCAGGACGCGAUCAUCUGGGACACCGUCAAAGAAGUCACUGUCAAAGAUACACUCGCCAGCAGCAAGAGCGGGCAGUACUUCCACAUCAAAUUCAUCCAGACGACGUACGACAUUCAAAACAAGACCCGGCUCCAUGGCAUCCUCGAGGUGUUCAGCUGGUACGGCGUGCUUGGGGUUCGGCUAUUUGCGGCGGGCAAGGCGGGCUGGGACUACGAGUUGCGCGGGCAGCAGCCGUACCUGGGGCAGACGUCGAUUAUGGCUGGGCCUGGUUGCACGGGGGACUGGGGGAGCGGGAUUUUACCAUGGACUAGUGAGGAUGACUGGGUUGACAGCUGUGUGUUUGUGCCAAGGUCGAAGGAUGAUUUGACGGUGGGGAGAUGGGGGAUGGCCAGGGAGGAUCUGGGGAGGGAGUUGGUGGCGGGGUGGGAGGUUGACAAGAGGCCGUUGCGGUGA
Aspergillus mulundensis is the source of this 3234-nucleotide messenger RNA. RefSeq lists its product as uncharacterized. NCBI's taxonomy places the organism in Eukaryota, Fungi, Ascomycota, Eurotiomycetes, Eurotiales, Aspergillaceae. Bases 1 to 3234 code for a protein of 1077 amino acids. The record is from RefSeq and is a predicted model, not a curated record. The transcript is spliced from 7 exons.